ACACACACACACACACACACACACACACACACGUGUCCUGGGGAGGAGGGGAUCUGCCCACUCCCUCCAUCUCCACUUGUCCUCUGUCUAGCAUCCUUCCCAUCCAUCCUCUCCCCGCUCCGUCCUCAUGUCUGGUGUAUCGCCAGAGGUCAUGGACGAAAAUUCUGUUAAACCAGCCAGAACGUAAAACGUGUUCGUUUUACCAAAGACAACAGACAAAACAAUUAUGGAAAGCGAAUGACUAAUUUAAUGAGUAACGAGACGAAGCAGCACGUUUCAAGUCAGGUGCCUUUUCAGAUUUGGAUUAUGCUGACGUGCGAGCAGUUACAUUAAAGGUCUGGCUUUGGCUGAGUGUGAUUUGUGACACAGAGCUGUCUCUCUGCAGGGCAUGUUUGAGUUGUUCUGCCUCCAAGCUGUUGAGACUAAAGCCCAUUCGAUAUGCUCUUCUCUUGGAAGAAGUUGGCUGAACAGAGAGGGGGCAGGAUGGGGGAUAUCAUUGACUGCUUAAACUGCUUCCAUCACACUCCUGCAAAAAAAGCAUGACUUUUUUUAUUUAUUUCACAGGAUUUUAUAUCCCCUCCAUAUUCGUCUUUUGCAUAAUAUUUUAUACCCACACAGCAUAGAGCUACCUGCCAGUGUUUUACAGAGCUCUGCCAAUGAUAUCUAUUAUAAAUUGCUUCUUUUUAUCAUCCCACACAUUGUCUCAGAAGGCUUUAUGUCUAGUGCUGCAGUGUUCAUGUUCAGAAAGUAUCAUUUCUAAUGUGGUAUUUUCUCUUUUGACUGUGUUGUCAACCAAACCUCAGUGGAGCUGCAUGCAUGUGACCAAUGCUUUUGGUGAUUCCAGGACUUGAGAGAUUAAGUGAAGACGUGUCAUCUGGAAACAGGGAUGUGCAUUGGACCAUUAAUGAAUCAAAUAUAUUAAACAUGUAAAUGUAUAUAUUACAUGCAAAUACUCCAGUAUAUAGAACCUCCAGGUUCAUCCUUCACUGUCCCAGGUCCUUAUAUUAUUAUUAUAUAUUUAUAUAAAUAAUAUAUUAUUAUCAGUCUAAAUGAGGCUUCAGCAGUCACAUUAUUGUUAGAACCAUUUUUAACUUUAGUGUCAAACUCAAGCAUUUAAAUGAAGUCUUGCCACAUGAUGACACAUCAGUAAUGUCUCAUUAACAGUCAUCGUAGCUUAGUGCAGGUUUGGGGCUGUAAUUGCAUUCUUAAGAGGAAACAGGUGCACCGCUCCUGCACUCAAUUUCAGUGGAGUGCAUUGUAUCAAUGGGUUUGUUCCCUCAGACGAAUGUCAGUUAAACUGUGGUUGCUUUGCUCUCCACAGCGUCUCCACAGUUUAAAAGACAAAGCCAGAGGCCAAAAAUCAGCAGCAGCAACGUUUUUUCUUCCUCUUUUAUUAUAGCAGAUCCACCUGGUUUUUGCUAAUGCACUUUACCUGGCGCAUCCUUGAUAUUCUGCUCAGAGAACAGUGGAGACACACCAUCUUUGUUUCUUCCAAAAGGCAAUAAGAACUAAAACACCUGGAGGCGCCCUUCUCUGAUAGCGUUCAGAGAUCACAGCUGUUCCUUUGUGGUUGUUUUAUCGGACAGAGCCCAGUUGAACGUAUGUAUCGCUGUAUCUUGCUGGUUUCUUUUUAAUGCCGCCCUUGUUUUAAGUGUUUUAGUGUUAGUAGAACGUGUUGAUGCCAUAUCGGGGAUCUGGAGCCAGGCAAAGCCAUGGAAACACACUAGAACGCCAGCACUGGCACAAACACGCGGCUCUCGGUUGCAUUGUGCUCCGUGCUUGUUGACGUCUGCUGCCCUUUUAACCACAGAGGAUAUCAUAGCAAGAGGAAAUCACUUUGCACCCACUGAAAUAGUCCCUGCUGUCGUCGUGGUGCGAGGAGCUCGGUCGCCUGCUCCUGCUGCGUCACCAGAAGAACAGGCAGAACGAACCGCAGGGGAAAGUCCCCAUGCAGCCCAGCAUGAGCGGCAUGAAACCCGGCCUCACACACAGUGAUGGAUCCUUUCCUUAUGACUCUGUCCCCUGGCAACAAAACACCAAUCAGCCCCCUGGGUCGUUGUCUGUGGUCACAACAGUGUGGGGCGUAACCAACACGUCACAGAGUCAGGUGCUGGGUAACCCGAUGGCAAACAGCAAUAACCCCAUGAACCCUGGCGCUAACCCUAUGGCAUCGAAUAUGUCAGCCAGCGCGGCGGGGCUCAACUCACCUCAGUUCAGUGCUCAACAGCAACAGUUCCCCAACAAGGGAGGCUCCACACAGCCGUACAUGCAGCAGGGCAUGUACGGCCGGCCUGGCUACCCUGCAGGUCCUGGAGGAUACAGUGGGAGUUAUUCCGGGGGUCCCAACGCCCCUCCAGGAGGCAUGGGCAUGACGUCCCACACACGUCCUCCCGGCGACUUCACGCAACCGGCCGCUGCCGCCGCGGCAGCUGCCGUCGCCGCGGCCGCUGCUACGGCGACGGCCACGGCGACCGCUACGGUGGCAGCUCUGCAGGAGACCCAGAACAAAGAGAUGAACCAGUACGGACAGAUGUGUUCAUCCUUCCAAAUGGGUCCAACUCAGGCCUACAAUAGCCAGUUCAUGAACCAGCCAGGCCCACGAGGGCCCCCCGGUGGCAUGAAUCCAGCCGGCAUGGGAUCAGCCAUGAACAACCCCAACAUGAGUGGGCCUCCCAUGGGGAUGAACCAGGCUCGAACUCCAGGUAUGGGGCCUUUUGGAGCGCACGGCCAGAGGAUGCCUCAGCAGGGCUAUCCCAGCGGACCCCGGCAGGGCAUGCCCAUGCAGGGGAUGAAGAGGCCGUACCCCGGGGAGUCGAGCUACGGCGGCCAACAGUAUGGGCCGAACAGUCAGUUCCCGCCGCAGCAAGGGCAGUACCCCACGUCGAACGCCUCCAGGCCGCUGCCCUCUCCCAACUACCCCGGCCAGAGGAUGCCGGCGCAGCAGGGCCAAGGACAGUACCCGCCUGGCAUGCCCUUGGGCCAGUAUUAUAAGCAAGAGCCUUUCAACGGCCAGAGCACCAACUUCUCUGGAGGUGGCUACUCCUACGGGCAAGGCAAUGGGCCCCACAGGCCCGGUAACUACCCCCACUCCCCGGUCCCUGGAAACCCCACACCCCCUAUGACCCCAGGCAGCAGCAUUCCCCCCUACCUGUCGCCAAACCAGGAUGUGAAGCCCCCUUUCCCGCCCGACAUGAAACCAAAUAUGACAGCACUUCCACCCCCUCCGACCAACCCCAACGAGGAGCUGAGGCUGACGUUCCCAGUCAGGGACGGAGUGGUGCUGGAGCCCUUCCGCUUGGAGCACAACCUGGCUGUGAGCAACCACGUCUUCCACCUUCGACCCUCCGUCCACCAGACCCUCAUGUGGAGGUCGGACCUCGAGCUGCAGUUCAAGUGCUACCACCAUGAGGACAGGCAGAUGAACACCAACUGGCCGGCCUCUGUCCAGGUCAGCGUCAACGCCACGCCGCUCACCAUCGAGAGGGGGGACAACAAAACCUCCCACAAGCCAUUGCACCUGAAGCACGUGUGCCAGCCCGGGAGGAACACCAUCCAGAUCACAGUGACCGCCUGCUGCUGCUCCCACCUGUUUGUGCUGCAGCUGGUCCACAGGCCAUCUGUGCGAUCCGUCCUCCAGGGGCUCCUGAAGAAGAGGCUCCUUCCUGCAGAACACUGCAUCACCAAGAUUAAGAGGAACUUCAGCAGCGUGGCAGCCUCCACAGGCAGCACCACCCUCAACGGAGAGGACGGCGUGGAGCAGACGGCCAUCAAAGUGUCGCUGAAAUGUCCCAUCACCUUCCGACGCAUCCAGCUGCCCGCGCGGGGGCACGACUGCAAACACGUGCAGUGCUUUGACCUGGAGUCCUACUUGCAGCUGAACUGUGAGAGGGGGACGUGGAGGUGUCCUGUGUGCAAUAAAACAGCGUUGUUAGAAGGCCUGGAGGUUGACCAGUACAUGUGGGGAAUCCUCAAUGCCAUCCAAAAUUCAGAGUUUGAGGAAGUCACCAUAGACCCGACGUGCAGCUGGCGACCCGUUCCUAUAAAGUCUGAGCUACACAUCAAGGAGGACCCCGACGGGCCGCUGGCCAAGCGCUUCAAGAGCAUGAGCCCCAGUCAGAUGACCAUGCCCAAUGUGAUGGACAUGAUCGCCCAGCUAGGGCCCGGCCCCGGCCCGGGGUCCGGACCCGGCCCCGCGCCGGGCCCGGUGCCGUAUCCCUCGCACCCUGGACAGCACGCUAGUGGCAACGGGGGGGAAUACCCAGGGGCAGGCAACGCUUACCAUGGCCAGGGGAAUUUCGACUUUCCCCACGGGACCCCCUCUGGUGGCGGCGGCGGAGGAGGGGGUGGGCCCCCUAUGAGUGACUUCAUCCAUGCCCCCCAGCUGUCCCACCCCCCAGAUGCACCAGGUGGACUCCUCUCCCAGGACAAGCCCCUUAAUCACGGCAUGAAUGAUGCAAUGUCGCACCCCGAUCAGUCCCAUAACUCCAUGCAGCAGAGCUUGCAUGCGUCUCCCCACCCCGGCGGCCAGUCAGGGCCGCCCUUGCAUCACGGCGGCCAGUCAGGGCCGCCCUUGCAUCACGGCGGCCAGCCGUCGCAGCCGCCUCGCACGUCGCAACCUCAGCAGCCCGGGCAGAACAGCCUCCCCCACAGCGAUCUGAACUUUAACCCCUCCUCAGACGGGCCCAUGGGUCCGGGAGCCCAGGAAAUGCCCGAACCCUCCCUGGAUCUGCUUCCGGAGCUGGCCAACCCAGACGAGCUGCUGUCCUACCUGGACCCCCCCGACCUCCCCGCCAACAGCAACGACGACCUCCUCUCCCUCUUCGAGAACAAUUAGCCCCCCGGUGCGUCGGCCCCGUCCGUCCACAGACACGUCACAGACCCACUAUCGACACCUCAGCCAGCGCUCUGUGCUCACACGCACGCAGCAGACAGUGCGCCGCGUAAGAAAGGAGGCGUCUCGUUUGGGGAAGACUCCGAGGGAGAAAGCAGGAACGCCUCUCACCCCCCCCAACACUCCCGUUUUGCCUUUUUGCCUCUUGUAAAGAUUCCACGCACCAGUUGCUACCGCCUCUGACUUAAACACACCAUUUACACAUUUACAGCCAUGUCGGCAGGCACUAAAGUAAAACAUACUGAAAACUGUGCAGCUAAUCAUCAUGUGUAUCAACACGGGGGAGACAGGAGCCUGUGUGGGCUCUACGAGACAUGUUGUAGCUUUCUUUUUAUUUGUUUUUUUUAUUGUCAUCUUGUGAAAAAAGAAAAGAAUCAGAGGGGAAAAAAAUCAUCGUUUUGUAACUGUUUUUAUCCUAUUUAAAUGUGUUCUUCCAACACUUUGGCACAUGCUCUUUGACCCCCACCCCCCCAGGCUUUUAGUGUGUGUGUGUGUGUGUGUGCGUCUGGUGUGUGUGAAGAAGUCACAAGAAUCAAAGCGCUGUGAGAGCAAAUUAAAACGUCCUUCGGUGUCAACAAAGGAAACGAGCCCAUGUUGUGCAAUAUUAUGUGUGUGUGUGUGUGUGUGUGUGUGUGUGUGUGUGUGUGUGUGUGUGUGUGUGUGUGUGUGUGUGUGUGUGUGUGUGUGUGUGUGUGUGUGUGUUUGUGUGUUUGUGUGUGUGCGUUUGUGUUUGUGUGUGUGCGUGCGUGUGUGUGUGCAUGUGUGUGCGUGCAUGUGUGUGUGUUAAUGAGACAGAUGAAGGAAGAACAUUUCACCGUCUCAUUUCUCCUCCAACUAGUCUGCAGUUGUGCUCAUAGUAAUGUUCUGCUCAUCCUCACCACGCUCUUUCGCUCUUUUCUCUUCCUUUGAGUGUCCGUGUGCCAAAGGCUCCUUUUGUCUUUGUCCAGACUAACCGUGCUUUAAAUCAGCUCCGCUCCUGGUUUCUACUUAUUCUUUUACUUCACACUCGUAGUUUUCCUCUAUGGUUGUCAUUUUCUGUGUUUUAUCUGUGUCCUGUAUUUAAGGGUAAUCAGAAACACAUCACCAAAGUCUAUUCCUCACAUUUAAUGAGGGGAAGAGCAGGAUUUCAACCUCCUACAGAAGCUUUUAAAUCUGUAUUUUAAACGUCUGUGUGACCGUGUCGUUUUUUCCUUUUGUUACUGUCCAACUUCAGCUUUCUGGGGUAAAAAACAUCCUGCAUGAUCCAACAGUGUUUCCAGAACUGUUGUAAAUACCCUUUGUGAAUACUUUGUGACUGUGCAGUACUGUACCUAUCUAUCUAUUACUGGCAACUACAUGGUACCGUAUGUCUGUCAAAGAAUACACAUACACACACACAAUCCCUUCCCAGUCCAAAAUUGUAACAGAUUUCGAUGCACUCUCACUGGCUGUGUGUCGCGUACAGUUUUCCACUUCCCCCCUGCGACAACGCAACGAUGAAAAGGAGCAUUUGAAUUAUGCAGCCGGAAAUGCGCGUUAUUGUUUCCGUCCGCUGUGGCGAAAGCAGCUCUAAGAGUCAUUCGCUUUAUUAUUAUCGCCACAAAUGAGCUCGUCCUUUUUAUUUAAAGAAAGAAUGUGCAAAAUCUUUUAUUUUUGGAGGCCUAAUAAUGAGUUUUUAUAAGCAUACUGAGAAAAAUGUGUAAACAUGAUUUGUGUAUUUUCAUCUCAUCUUGUACGAGUUCCAUUUUUUUUAAGUUAAUGUUUUUGUCCAGUGUUUUUAUUACUGGUAUGAUUUGGUUUACACGGUUUUAUGCAGUACAUUCUAUCAACUUAAACUAUAUGUUGUCACAUGAAAUCCCCCCCGUUGUAAUCUGAUUGAACAACCAAUUGUGGCUUCACUGGUCUUAAUCAAAUGACCUGCAUAUAACACAGUUGAAGGAUCAGAUGUUGUUUGUUUGUUUGUUUGUUUGUUUGUUUUGUAUGUUUGUCUGUUGGUUUCUUUGUUAAAGACAAUGCACUGCCCCAUCGGGAUGUUUUAAUUCCCUACACAGUGUGUAACUGUAACCUUUCACAAAAUCACGUCUAGUAAUUCGAAUGAUACAAAUUGUACGGUCUGAUUGCAGACUUUCGAAAUUUAGCUGGAAAGGUGAUUUGAAAGACAAUGCAAUUAAUCUUGUGAGAUGAAAUUUGGUUGGGCAAUGCUCCUUCCAUAACCAGGGCAGAUUGUGCCAGAGGGUCGGGGGUGUAGGGGAAACAUGUAUAUAAUGUAAAUGACAGAUAGAGACACGAUAACAGAAAUGUAUUCAUUUUCUCCAGGGGGAGUGUGCAUAGUGUAUUUAGAAUUUGUAAAGCUUGCAUCCUCCUGUCAGACAUUGAAUUGGGAAAAUGUGUUUGAUUGCGUCUGGGCAGACCUCUCUAACCACGCCUGUUCAUUUAUGUAAGAUACUUUAUGUGCCCCUCCACGUGGGGUUUCCAAGAAAAAAGACACUUUCCUCCGUGUAAUAUUAAACCGCUGUGUAUUUCUCUAUUACCUGUCUACUUUAUAAAGGUGCUACAAAAUUAUUAACACCUGCUGAGGUAUAAUUGGGACUUGGAGACAUCGAGCUUAGAGUGGCUCUUAAGGGUUGUUUCCACAUUUACAGUUUGUAAAAAAAAGAAAAACAUUUUGUCAAAUUUAUAAUUUUUAUGCAAUUUGGCAUAAGAUGCUAUAAAGGUACAAUCUGAAGUGAUUGGCACAACAGAUGGCAGUUGUCUCUUUGAUUUUGUACAUUCUGUGUACAAUCAUUUCAUAUUCUAAACUGGUCAGAGAAACAUUGUGAUUUUUAGUCUUGCAAAUCUGUAUGUAGUUAGAUGAUGUGACAGCCUAAUAUUUAUCUAAUAAAUAUGUAUUCAGAUGAAACAAUUAA
This is a messenger RNA of Betta splendens (Siamese fighting fish), 7776 nucleotides long. RefSeq names its product zinc finger, MIZ-type containing 1a (gene zmiz1a). NCBI's taxonomy places the organism in Eukaryota, Metazoa, Chordata, Actinopteri, Anabantiformes, Osphronemidae. The coding region runs from base 1949 to 4834 and encodes 961 amino acids. The transcript has 19 exons. Gene Ontology annotation, molecular function: zinc ion binding; SUMO ligase activity. Gene Ontology annotation, biological process: protein sumoylation; regulation of transcription by RNA polymerase II. The record is from RefSeq and is a predicted model, not a curated record.